Molecule: messenger RNA, 2647 nt
Organism: Amoebophrya sp. A120
Lineage: Eukaryota; Dinophyceae; Syndiniales; Amoebophryaceae
Source: the annotation of a GenBank genome assembly
GAGGGAAUAGCUACGGCAAGCGUUAAGCACCUGAGCGAUAAUUUUUGGCAAGCAGUAGUGCAACAAAACUAAAAACAAAAUGACGCAAGCCGGUUGGUUUCUCCCUUUUUUUGCUACCACACUCGUUGCCAUGUGCUUGAGCGUCAGCUCGUCCGCAUUUCCUACUGCAGCCCCACCCGACAGCCGCUACUGGCGCGCCUCGCCGGCGACCGCCCGCGCUCCGUCCCGCUGCUGGGGUGGACAGCACGCGGCGAGUUACGGCCAUGGCGCGGUGGCCAGGAUGAAGUACCAGCUGCGGGCCGGGCCGCAGGGGCUGGCGAAGGUGAAUCUGACGUAUGCAAACUGCUGCAGCAGCAAUCGGGAAAAGGAAAUCGAGUAUGAAUACGCGUCUCUCGUCAACUACGGUGCGCGCAGGAGCAAGAAGGGGCGGGGGAAGGGCUUCAUGAAGAAAACCUACGGCAACCCGGUGUGUUGGGAUUACCAGGUAAAACGGGUAGUGCGGGCGCAGUACGAGAACUGCUGCGCGGUCCGCUCUUCGUUUUCUACGAACAAGUGCGCCGAAAAAAUCGCGGAGUUCGCCAAUGCCCACUUCGUCGACUUGACCACCUGGGACCAGACGUGGCGGCCAGAGCUGGAGUGGAGAAUAAAAACCGGCUGGCCGAUGUUUCGGGAGAAAAUUCGCGCUGGUUCUUCGGAAAAACGAAGUGCUUCAUCAGCAGAAGAGACCAAGGAAAUGCAGCUCGCCGAAUCGUGCAGUUUAGCUGCGGAAUACCUGGAGACAAGUGUGGUGAGUGGCAGGAUACGUCGAAAUUUGGUCCACGACGAAAUCUUCCCCUGCGUCGCCCAACAUGCGGACAAAACUUCGGCCGAGUCGUCUUCCGAAGUAAUCAGCAAAGACACGAUGCUCACCUCCCUUGGCUUCCACUUUCACUGGGACGAAAAAGUUGACAGCAAGCGGGUCCGCGUUCCGCUUCCAGUGCGUAAUUUGAAGAGCAACCGGACGGGCAAAAGCUAUUCCAAAGCAAUAGAGGUCGCGAAGAAAGCGGCCGUGGCAGCCGCGAGUGCGGUGCCCCACACAACUGCGGUGAAAACGGCGGAUGUGGCCGAAAUCGCGAAGAUAGUCGCUGCCGCAAAGAACACGAAGACGCAGUUGAGUAGAUCCAACAAGCUAUCCACCAUGGAGUGGGUGAAUCCGGUUCAUCUAGCCGUUUUGGCCGAGGUUCUAGUCACGCGAGUGUUCGGCGGAGAAAGUUCUUCGUCGCCGAUUUUCGACGCGCUACGGACGGCCGUGGUGGCGCAGGCGAAGAAGUUUGCUGGGGUCGUGUUACAACCAGCAUCUUCACAGGCAAACAACAGCACCAUGUACCAAACACAGCCGAUGAUUCGUGGGGUUUGCCAAGGGGCUAAGAAGGGCUACGAGGUGGAGAUGCUGCGCUCGUUUUUGCUGGAGAGCCUUCUGAGGAAAGCGGGGAUAAAGGUAGAGCAGGACGAAGAACUACAGGAAGAAGUUUUCGUCGUGGAAGAGGAAAUUGUAGAGCCUAGUACAUCUCCGACAUCAAGAACACCUGCAGUUCCUGCGCCUGCUUCUUCUACAUCAGCUGCCCCGGCAGCUGAAGCUGCUGCAGACAACAACGAAGAUUCCGGCCUGUUCGGCUCGCUGUAUUCCGCCAUCUUUUCCUCUACUGAAGCCUCAGCCCGACCGUCUAAUACAGAACGAGAAUUGCCGCCGCAAGCACCUCCAGCUACCAGUGAGACGGCAGAGAAGAAGUCCCCAACAGGCAAGCCGACGACGUGGACAGCCUCGGUCAAAAACUUCUUUCUUCACACCAACUUCGUGGACAUCAUCGGCACGGACUUCCUCGCCCCCUCCUGGCUCGUCUGGGGCUUCCAGGACUUCGCGACGGACCUGAGGCCGGCGAUGCGAAAUCGGUGGCGGAAAUUCGACCGAGGGGACGGGCGGGGAGCACGGCCAAUAUUACCGCUGUACGACUGGAUAGUACAACCGAACGGUAAUGCAGCACAAAGAGCACGACCUCCACCUGAUGCCGGUGCUGCAAAAACAUCUUCUACUUCACCACCCGCACUUUCUUCCAGAGCAGCGGAUUCGUCGUCCCUCGCCGACUUCAUCUACAGCAACGCUUUUGACCACGCCAUGGAACCGAGGUGGCUGCUUGAGGAGGUCUGGUCCAAAGCGCUUCGGCCUAAUGGCCUUUUAAUCCUCCACUGGACGUACGAGAACAACCCGAUCGGGGUGGAUCAGGUGGAUAUCUACGGCGCGACGAUUGGGCAGCUGUGUAACGUGUUGCGGAAAGCGAACUUCCUGAUCAUCGACGUGUUGCGGAUUCCAGUCAUGGACUUCGUCAUCCCGUUGGAAGAGCUGGACAGCAUCGAGCAGAAGGUGUUGAACAAGGGCGGGCGGGGAGUGGAUGGCGGUAGUGAGAGAGAGGGGGUGUUUUUAACCCCGGGGGAAUAUGUGCACUACCCAAAUGGAACGAGAAAGCCCUACACGGUGCUGAGAAGAGAUGAAGCAGAUUUCGUGAUUGCGAGGUAUCAAAGGUGAAAUAUCCGUGAUGCAUCUUCGUCGCUGACCAGUUGUCCCUGCCGCUUGGAAGCCGUGCAGCUUUGGUGCGCGUGAUUUCUUUUCAAU